CGCUUAGCCUCGGGUAGUUCCUUUGUUAUUGUGUGCGAGCAUGUAUCCUAGCAACGCUGACAGCACUUCUGAUUGGUUCAGAGAGACAAAGUUGCGCCACAGCUGUAAAUAGACUCGCGCAUGUAUCCUAGCAACGCCUCGAGCAUGAGGGUGCGUGAUGUCAUAAAAUACUUGCGCGUGACGUCAUCCGUUUCUAUAAAUAGAGGCGCGCAUGAGGGAGCAGGACCAGACACGACUGGGAUUACAAACAGACACCCUGAGCUCACUGCAGAUCCUGUACCGAGACAAUGGCUUUUAAGAGCUGGUUGAAAAAACUGACCUUCGGGAAAAAGUCCCGCAGGAAUGAGGAGGAAGAGAGGCAGCAGAAAGAGAAGGAGAGGCAGCAGAUAGAGGAGAGGCAGAUAGAGAAAGAGAGGCAGAUAGAGAAGGGGAGGCAGAUAGAGAAAGAGAGGCAGAUAGAGAAGGAGAGGCAGAUAGAGAAAGAGAGGCAGAUAGAGAAGGAGAGGCAGAUAGAGAAAGAGAGGCAGAUAGAGAAGGAGAGGCAGAUAGAGAAAGAAAGGCAGAUAGAGAAGGAGAGGCAGAUAGAGAAGGAGAGGCAGAUAGAGAAGGAGAGGCAGAUAGAGAAGGAGAGGCAGCAUAAAGUCAAGGGAUGGCGGCUGAUGCUGCAGAAAAAUAGAGAGAGGCAGCAGAAAGAGAAGGAGUGGCAGCAGAAAGAGAAGGUAUGGCAGCAGAUGCUGCAGAAAAAUAGGGAGAGACUGCGGAUAGAGAAGGAGAAGCGGAUAAAGAAGGAGAGGCAGAUAGAGAAGGAGAGGCAGAUAGAGAAGGAGAGGCAGAUAGAGAAGGAGAGGCAGAUAGAAAAGGAGAGGCAGCAGAAAGAGAAGAAGAGGCUGCAGAUGCAGCAGAAAGAGAUGGAGAGGCAGCAGAAAGAGAAGAAGAGGCAGAUAGAGAAGGAGAGGCAGAUAGAAAAGGAGAGGCAGCAGAAAGAGAAGAAGAGGCUGCAGAUGCAGCAGAAAGAGAUGGAGAGGCAGCAGAAAGAGAAGGAGAGGCAGAUAGAGAAGGAGAAGCAGCAGAUAGAGAAGGAGAGGCAGCAGGAGGAGUAUAAAAUUCCUCCGCCUUUUGCUCCACCUGGCCCUGUACAGUUUGUAGUGCCGUGGCAACUGAUAGAGGAGGAGAGGCAGCAGAUAAAGGUGGGAGGGCAGCAGCCUGCCGGAGUGGAGGAUUCUUCCCUAAUCAUGCCAACAGCGCCCCCUCUCCCUAAUGAGGAUUUAGCGCUGUGGUACGGGGCAGCAGAACCAUGGCAUCUCAUAGAGGGGGAGAGGCAGCAGAGAGAAAAGGAGUGGCAGCAAAUACAGAUGGAAAGGCAGCAGAUAGAGAAGGAAAGGCAGCACAUAAAGAUGGAGAGGCAGCAGAUAGAGGACGUGUGGCAGCAGAUAGAGAAGGAGAGGCAGAUAGAGAAGGAGAGGCAGAUAGAGAAGGAGAGGCAGAUAGAAAAGGAGUGGCAGCAAAUACAGAUGGAGAGACAGCAGAUAGAGGAAGUGAGGCAGCAGAUAGAGGCAGAGAGGCAGCAGAUAGUGGUGGAGAGGCAGCAAAUAGAGGAGUAUAGCAUUGCUCCACCUAUAGCGCCCCCUCUCCCCAACAAGUAUUUAGCGCCGUGGCAGGGGGCGUCAGAUAGAGAAGGAGCAGCAGGAGGAGCUGCAUUAGAAGGAGGCGACAUAAAGAGAAUGAAGUCUCUGGUCUACAUGGUGAACUCAUUCAUAGCUCCAUGUGGUAAUAACCUCUCUAUGAACUCCUCUGAUCCAUCUGUAUCUACAUAGUGAGCUCAUUCAUAGCUCCAUGUGUUAAUAACCUCUCUACGAACUCCUCUGAUCCAUCUGUUUCCACAUGUUGAGCUCAUUCAUAGCUCCAUGUGUUAAUAACCUCUCUACGAACUCCUCUGAUCCAUCUAUAUCUACAUAGUGAGCUCAUUCAUAGCUCCAUGUGUUAAUAACCUCUCUACAAACUCCUCUGAUCCAUCUGUAUCCAAUUUCUCAUUUUCUGUAAAUAAAUGCUCUAAAUGAGAAUAUUUUUAUUUGGAAUUUGGGAGAAAUGUUGUUUGUAGUUUAUAGAAUAAAACAACAAUGUUCAUUUUACUCAAAAAUAAACCUAUAAAUAGCAAAAUCAGAGAAACUGAUUCAGAAACUGAAGUGAUCUCUACAUUUGUUAACAGAGCUGUAUGUUAAUAAAGCUCUAAAUGUAGGUAUUGUGAUAUUAUACACUGUUGGAGGCGGAGCUACAGUAGUAUAACAGUGGUAUAAGUGUAUAAUCUGUGCUGGAGUGCGGCUGAUUGUAUGUGGGAGUGGGAGUAUAAAAAUACUCUAUAAAAAUACUAUAAACGCUCCGGAUUAGCAGGGAUCUUCCACUUCAGGUCAGAAGAGGACGACACCCAGCGUCUCAUCCCGUUUCUCCUCUACGCCAGUAAAGCAGUGUAUAUCAGUAAUUCUGAGAUUAUGUACGUUCUGUAGAUGAUGUGCAUGGGUUCCUCUCUCUGGCAUGAAUGGCGUGCUACGAUUAUAAUAAUAAAACUGAUUUAAACCCUUAA
This is a messenger RNA of Astyanax mexicanus (Mexican tetra), 2578 nucleotides long. RefSeq names its product golgin subfamily A member 6-like protein 22. The record is from RefSeq and is a predicted model, not a curated record. Lineage: Eukaryota; Metazoa; Chordata; Actinopteri; Characiformes; Acestrorhamphidae. The transcript is spliced from 2 exons. Bases 288 to 1814 code for a protein of 508 amino acids.